UCUUGUCUCUUGCGUCUGGGGUGGGCUUGUGCCUGCUGUGCUCUCCUCUUUCUACGCCCCUGCCAAAAGCCUCCUCCCCCGUCCCUCCCCCCGUCCCCCCAGCCGCCAGCAGCGGCUCUCAGGCGGCGUGGACGGUGUGCAGCGGCGGCAGGGAGGACGUCAUGAGCGCUCCGGCGUGUUCCCGCAGGCUGGCCCGCCGCUCCAGGGCUGCCGUGGUGGUCGCCGCGCUGGCCGUGCUGCUCAUCCAGACUCUGCUGGUGUGGAACUUCAGCAGCCUGGACUCCUCAUCUGGCGGAGACCGAGGCAGCCGCAACCGGGAGAAGCGAGCCGCGGGGUCGGACAAAGCCGACAGACAGCCGCCGAGAAGCGGACCGCUGAGGAGGAGCGAUGCGCCGCCACCGCUCCCGAAGGCGCCCGGGAGACCCAAGCUGCGUGCGGACGUUUACCACUCUCACCGACCCAAAGAGAAACGCCCCCCCGACAGCAACAACAACGAGAACUCCGUCCCUAAAGACUUUGACGCCAUGGACAGCAGCAACCCCGCCGCUCCAGCCCAGCGCCAGCGUGCGCCAGCCGCCACCGCUCGCCACAAGCCUCGGAGCAUCAUGGGAAGAUCCUCCAGCUCCAAUCGAACCCGCGUCCCAGCAGCCGCCGUCCCAGCAGCCGCCGUCCCAGCAGCCGCCGUCCCAGCAGCCGUCGUCCCAGAAGCGUCCCCAAAGUCGGAGAAGAGUCCAGCGGCGCGGCAGAUGCAGGAGACGACCGCCGCGCCGCACAGGAAGGAGCAGGCCGAGUGCGAGAUCAGCGGGAAGGAAGCCAUCUCGGCUCUGUCGCGAGCUAAAAGCCGAGCGUGUCGCCAGCAGAUGGCCGACGUCUACUGCACACACAAGAAGGACCUGCUGAUGCCUCAUCAGGUUCCUCGCUACUGCCCCCUGCAAGGUAAAGUCAGCGUGAACAUCCAGUGGGACGACGGGCCGUCUGACUCCGCCCCCCCAGCGCCGGCACGCUUGGCCUUCGUGCUGGCGGUCCACGGCCGCGCCUCGCGUCAAUUCCGCCGUCUCUUCAAGGCGGUCUACCACACGGCCCACUUCUACUACAUCCACGUGGACCAGAGGUCCGACUACCUCCAUCGAGAGGUGACGGCGGUGGCCCGGAAGUACGGCAACGUGCGCGUGACCCCCUGGAGGAUGGCGACUAUCUGGGGCGGGGCCAGCCUGCUGACCAUGUACCUGCGCGCCAUGGACGACCUGCUCAAGAUGGCCGACUGGUCCUGGGACUUUUUCAUCAACCUGAGCGCUGCCGACUACCCCAUCAGGACCAACCAGCAGCUGGUGGCGUUCCUGUCCAGACAUCGUCACCUGAACUUCAUCAAGUCGCACGGACGCGACAACGCACGCUUCAUCCGCAAACAGGGUCUGGACCGCCUCUUCCUGGAGUGCGACACGCACAUGUGGCGCCUCGGAGACCGCAAGAUCCCAGAAGGCAUCGCGGUGGACGGAGGCUCCGAUUGGUUCCUGCUCAACCGGGCCUUCGUGGACUACGUGGUCCGCUCCACGGACGAGCUGGUCGGCGCCAUGAAGCGCUUCUACGCCUUCACGCUGCUUCCCGCCGAGUCCUUCUUCCACACCGUCCUGGAGAACAGCGCCCUCUGCCACACCAUGGUGGACAACAACCUGAGACUCACCAACUGGAACCGCAAGCUGGGGUGCCGGUGCCAGUACAAGGACAUCGUGGACUGGUGCGGAUGCUCGCCUAAUGACUUCAAACCCGACGACAUGCCCCGCCUCCAGCAACAGGCAUCCAGGCCCACCUUCUUUGCCAGGAAGUUUGAGGCGAGCGUCAGCCAGGACGUCAUCAACCAGCUGGACGCCCACCUGUUCGGAGCGUACGCGGCGGGCACGCCGGGCCUCACAGCCUACUGGGAGAACGUGUACGAGCAGGAAACGGACGGCGUCGCCGGCGUGUCCGAUGCCGUGCUCAGCCACUACCACAGCUUUGCUCGCAUGGGCCUACGACGCGCCGCCGGCUCCCUGCAGGGACGCCCCAGCGACAACAGCUGCAGGUACGAGACCACCGCCCCCCCGCUCUCAGUCCACAUGUACUUCCUGUCCGACCGCUUCCAAGGUUACUUGCUGCGUCACGUGGCUGUGAACAGAGCCUCAGCCCAGCUGGAGAACCUGGAGACCUGGGUGACCCCCCGAGACCACUUCGCCCUGGCCAGCCCCCCCCACCCCACCAACAGACUGCGACACGUGCAGGUGGGGGCGGACUGGGAUCCGAAAGAGCGUCUAUUCCGGAACUGGGGGGGUCUGCUGGGGCCCCAGGACGAGCCGGUGGCAGUGCAGCGCUGGACCCGAGGCCCGAGCAACCUGACGGCCACGGUGGUGUGGAUCGACCCCACCAACGUGAUCGCCGCCACCUACGACAUCCACGUGGACGCCUCCGCCGAGGUCACUCACUACCGCCCCCCGCUAAAGGCCCCGCUGCGGCCCGGCGUGUGGACCCUGAGGGUUCUGAACCACUGGAGCCUGCUGGGCCAGACCAGCUUCGUUGUGGCGCCGCUGGAGUUCUACCAACAUCAGCCAAUCCAACAAGGGGAGGCGUUGCGUCUUCACGGCGGCCCGGCCAAGAACUCCUACAUGGAGCAGAGCUUCCACGGACUCAACCCCGUCCUCAGACUCCCCGUCAGCCUCGGCGCCGUGGAGGAGGCGGAGGCCAACGCCGGCCUGACGGGGGCGCCGCUGCGGCGCUGGCUGGACCGCCUGCUGGAGGCCUACUGGUCCGCGGCGGACGUCUGCUCCACGGGCCCGAGCGCGUGUCCCAUCAUGCAGCGCUGCCGCCUGACGGCGUGGAGCUCACACAGCCCGGACCCCAAGUCAGAACUUGGGCCGGCCCGCCAGGACGGCUGCAUCAGGUAACAGAUGCACAGGAAGGAAGUCCGCUUUCUAUUUAUUUCCUAUUUAACGUGUGUGUGUGUGUGUGUGUGUGUGUGUGUGUGUGUGUGUGUGAGAGAGAGAGAGAGAGAGACAGAAAGAGAGAGAGAAAGAAAGAGAGAGAGAGAAGGCCUUGUGUUCUUCUAAUUUUGAAUAUGUGAGCUGAAAUGUUUUAUUGUGUGAAGCUCCUUAAAGGCACAGGCCCGAUGGCGUCACCUGGCGGCGCAGGGGCGGAAGUGUUCCCGUUGAACCGCCUCGCGUCCAAUGGAUGUGUUGCCUCAUUUCAUGAGGUUUUAACUUGACAAAUAAGUUAUAAAUGCAUUAAUUUAUUGAUCUCAUUACCUCGACUUUGUAGGUAUUGAUGAAGUAUAUAUUUGACUAACGAUACUGCCUUGACGUGUAGCUCAUUACCAUCAUGAACACCCCUGAAUAUGAACCUCAAAGUAUGUCGUGAAUGAAACAUGAACACUGUGUCCCAUUUAACCCACAAGAAGACUUUAAAUGAGUCCUAUACGUUUGAAAUAAUUAGUCACGUGACGAUCACAUGAUGGCCUUCCCCAAAAUGGCGGCGUGCCAGGUAAGCUAUCUCGUUUUCCAUCUUCCAUUCGUCCAAAGAAGCUAGCAAAGUAGCACUCUCGGACUCUUAGCUUGGUCUUGGUGGCUAAGAUGCUAAUAGGACUUGGUCUUGAUGGCUAAGAUGCUAAUAGGACUUGGUCUUGGUGGCUAAGGCUAAGAUGCUAAUAGGACCUAGCAUACAGUAUCUUCAUCUUUGAAGAUCUUUCUUCCAUAUGUGCUAAAUCCGCCAGCAUUUGAUGUGAAAUGCCUUCUUCUGGGUUAAAUAAGUUUAAGAUCAUAAAUGAGUAUAUUUAUUUGACAGAAUGUAAUAGUUUGUCUGGUGUUUUCUACUGGGAUUCUAGAUGAUAUUUAUGUGUUCUGACGGUGCCUUUGUGUUCCAACAUUUUGGAAUAAAGAGAAUCUGCUUA
Molecule: messenger RNA, 3913 nt
Organism: Doryrhamphus excisus (bluestripe pipefish)
Lineage: Eukaryota; Metazoa; Chordata; Actinopteri; Syngnathiformes; Syngnathidae
Product: xylosyltransferase 1-like
Biological process (GO): chondroitin sulfate proteoglycan biosynthetic process; heparan sulfate proteoglycan biosynthetic process
Cellular component (GO): membrane
Molecular function (GO): protein xylosyltransferase activity
Source: RefSeq, a predicted model, not a curated record